This is a messenger RNA of Cuscuta epithymum, 997 nucleotides long. Lineage: Eukaryota; Viridiplantae; Streptophyta; Magnoliopsida; Solanales; Convolvulaceae. The record is from the annotation of a GenBank genome assembly.
UCACGUACCCCGCCCCAGCCCCGCGCCCCACCCGCUUUGCGGCCUGGUAGUUCUUCUCACUUCUCAGCUUCUCGGAGUUUUGGCUGCCAUCUGCAAUUCAGCUCAUCGGCUCAACAACCCCAGCGGCCUAGUAGGUUUUCAUUUGCCAAUCCUGUAACCCUAAAAGCUGCCUUGAAAACCUAUUUGGAAGAACGAUUUAGAAACAUACAAUAAAACUUCUAAUGGAAAGCAGCAAUGGAAGUACAACUGGAGGCAGAGAGUGGAUGGCUGAGGAUGCCAUUGCUGGAAAUGCAGAGGCGGUCCGUGCUCUUCGGGAACUCAUUAUGUAUCCACUCCUGUAUUCUCAAGAGUCUCAAAAGCUUGGCCUCAAAUGGCCUCGUGGCUUGUUGCUCUAUGGUCCACCUGGUACUGGAAAGACAAGUUUGGUUAGAGCAGUUGUUCAAGAAUGUGGAGCACAUUUGACUGUUAUUAGCCCACACAGUGUCCAUAGAGCACAUACUGGAGAAAGCGAGAGAGUUUUGCGGGAAGCAUUUGCAAAAGCAUCGUCUCAUGCAAACCUUGGGAAGCCAUCUGUUAUCUUCAUAGACGAAAUUGAUGUACUAUGCCCUCGUCGUGAUUCUAGAAGAGAACAAGAUGUACGUGUAGCUUCUCAGCUCUUUAUGUUGAUGGACUCUAAUAAGUCCGUUUCAACAUCUGGAUUACAUGUUGUUGUAGUGGCAUCAACUAAUAGGUGGGUUCUACUGAUGUUUCAGGGAAGUAACUUUUUGGUUUCCAUUUUUUCUUGUGUUGUAUUCAAAUAAAGUACAAAGAGGUCAUUUUGGUUAUUUUUAUUUACUUUUAAGUUCCAUAUAUUAGUAAAUGCGAUUUACUCUUGACGGAGAAACCCUUUUUUUCCAUCAUUCUCUCAAGUAACCUGUAAUGGCAAUUUGGCAAAUCAAACCCCCCGAUACUAUUCCAAUUUAGGAUAUUUUUUUGACAUGUGGAUUGCAAAAGAAAG